Molecule: messenger RNA, 1455 nt
Organism: Toxotes jaculatrix (banded archerfish)
Lineage: Eukaryota; Metazoa; Chordata; Actinopteri; Toxotidae
Gene: nenf
Product: neudesin neurotrophic factor
Exons: 4
Coding region: 59-541 (160 amino acids)
Cellular component (GO): endomembrane system; membrane
Source: RefSeq, a predicted model, not a curated record
CGGGGAAGGGUAUUAAAGAGUAGUUUCCGCAUUAAAGUCGCCAAACAACCGUCCUGCCAUGGCAACAGCGCAAAUCUGUGUCCUCUUUAUUCUCUUUUCUGUAACUUUAGCAGAAGACGUUAAAUUAAAGUAUAAACCAGCCACCAAACCUGUCCGGUUAUUCACUGAGGAGGAGCUGAGGAGGUACGACGGCAGCGACGAGGCACAACCUAUUUACAUGGCAGUAAAAGGAGUGGUGUUUGAUGUCACCAAGGGAAAAGAGUUUUAUGGUAAAGAUGCUCCAUACAACACGCUGGUCGGUAAGGACUCCACUCGAGCUGUGGCUAAGAUGUCCCUGGAUCCAGCAGACCUGACAUCAGAUACUGCAGGCCUCACUGACGAGCAGCUGAAGUCUCUCGAUAGCAUAUUUGAAGGCACGUACAAAGCAAAGUAUCCCAUUGUGGGUUACACAGCGUCACGCAUCCUCAACGACGACGGAAGUCCCAACGAAGACUUCAAACCAGAGGACCAGCCUCAUUUCCAGAUCAAAGAUGAGUUCUAAGCUCAUUCCCCUGUUUGCAAAAUAUAGUUGUUUCAGAUCGUCUUGUAAUCGAGCUUUUAUUUUGUUAGCUUUUUGAUAAAUGUCCUCUUCACUUGAGUAGAAUCAGAAUCAAAUAUGCAAAGUGUCGUACAUGUUCAAGAGGAGAACCACAUACAAAUGAUGAACACUUUCUAUUCAUAUUUACUUGAACUGAAGGUUUACAUGGUUAUUUAUCAGCUGUCAGAGCUUUAAUGUACAAUGACCCUAAGAAACGAUUUCAAUACAUAAUUUUUAAAUAUGAAAAUAAUUGUUCUCUUCUAUUGAACUGUGGGAAAUUUCACCUUGAGCCUUUGUAUCACAGCAGUGAAUUUUAUUUAAUAGCAAUGUUACUGCUCUACAUUUGUCAGAGCAAUAAGAACAAAUUAAGUUAAAACAAACACAAACUAUUUGAUUUAAAUCGUAGAGAGACACAACAGAAGUGAAACUCAAAUGAAUGAAACACCUUAUGUCUACUCAGAGAAGGGGGGAGGGGCUGACACACUGGAUGCAAUAAACUUACUGAAUAUCAGUGCUAAUAUUUCCUUGAAUUUUAUUUUAGCAGGGCUACUACUAACAAUCAUUUUAAUUAGUGAUAGUGAUUAAUCACUUAAUCGUUCAGUUCACGAUAUUAUAAAAAACAUACAGCUAUGGAAAACAGAUUUAUUGUUUGAUUAAUGACACCAGGAACAAUCAGAAGUGUUGCAGAUUAUUUUUCUCUUGAACCACAUUGAUUAAAUGUUGUCACUAAAUACGUUGUAGAAUAUUACAGAAUAUUUUUGUGAUUUAAAAGCUGUGAAUCUGCUGCUCAGUGAGUGUUUACAUGAUCAGAAUCAGUCCACUGGUUUUCUACCUGGAUUUUUGUUUUUGUACAAUUAUCAUUAAAGUCUAUAAAUCUC